Messenger RNA from Histoplasma capsulatum G186AR, 828 nucleotides. RefSeq lists its product as uncharacterized. Bases 1 to 828 code for a protein of 275 amino acids. The record is from RefSeq and is a predicted model, not a curated record. The transcript is spliced from 3 exons. NCBI's taxonomy places the organism in Eukaryota, Fungi, Ascomycota, Eurotiomycetes, Onygenales, Ajellomycetaceae. Gene Ontology annotation, biological process: protein targeting to vacuole; ubiquitin-dependent protein catabolic process via the multivesicular body sorting pathway; protein targeting to membrane. Gene Ontology annotation, cellular component: ESCRT I complex.
AUGGCCCUGCCUCUGCCACCUAAACCACGCUCCACACUUUCCUCAUCAUAUACGGGGAAUCCACCAACGUCCAACGCUCCCCUCGGCACCGAAACCCCUCCCCCGCCGCCCCCGAAACCAAGCAGUCAUGAAGCCAGUCGUAAAGGCACACCCCAUACCGGCUCCCCAUUAUCUCUUCCCUCCGCACUACCCAGCUCCACAUAUCGAGAGUCUUCUACUACACAAGGCCAACCAGGCCUCCAUGGCGAUCCAGCAAUAGCCCGCCCGCCUGAUUCCUUGCCGGAUGACGCAUUCUCCACCGACAACCUUCCACAACCUCCAAAAGUAGAGGACGGUUGGCUUCCAGACAAUCUGAAAGAUAAAUCGACCCCGGACCUCCACUCCAUUCUCCAAAACCCCACCCUCCUCCAUGCCCUCGCAACCACCCACCCUUCCUACCCGGCUAUGCAAACCCACCUCACCACACUUUUGUCUGCCAUCAAACAACUAGCCAAACACCUUGUCUCCCUCGAAGUACACCUACAAAACCUCCGCGCCUCCACCGAAUCUCUCCUCCUCCACCACCAAUCCCUCGAACUAUCCUGGCGCAAGAAGCAGAGUGAGAUGGACUCUGCCUUGGAGCCCUGGUCGCCCAAAGCGUUGUAUCAGCGACUCGUGGCUGGCAUUGCGGAGCAAGAAGCUGUAUGUCGAGCAGUUGAGGAGAGCUUCUUAGAGAGUGAGCAGGGCAGUGAGGAGAAAGCUAGCGAGAGGGAGGUUGUGGAGUGGGUCAAGAGGAAGGCCGAGUUGCCCCCGAUAUCCCGACCAACUGCGUGUUAUAUGCCAGACUGA